Protobothrops mucrosquamatus (brown spotted pit viper) is the source of this 3011-nucleotide messenger RNA. RefSeq names its product inversin (gene INVS). Lineage: Eukaryota; Metazoa; Chordata; Lepidosauria; Squamata; Viperidae. Gene Ontology annotation, molecular function: protein binding. The transcript is spliced from 14 exons. The coding region runs from base 11 to 2977 and encodes 988 amino acids. The record is from RefSeq and is a predicted model, not a curated record.
UUAUCGCUUUAUGAAACUUUUACUUGCUCAUAGAGCAAACUGGAUGAAGAAGGAUUUGGAAGAAAUCAUUCCUUUACACCUAACUACCCAACAUAAGAGUCCAAAGUGCUUAGCUUUGUUGCUAAAGUAUAUGGCACCAGGAGAAGUAGAUACACAGGACAAGAACAAGCAAACUGCUCUUCACUGGAGUGCCUAUUACAAUAAUCCAGAGCACGUGAAAAUUCUUAUCAAACAUGAUUCUAACAUUGGAAUCCCAGACAUUGAAGGCAGAAUUCCACUUCAUUGGGCAGCUAAUCAUAAGGAUCCCAGUGCAGUUCAUACUGUCAAAUGCAUUUUGGAUGCUGCACCAACUGAAUCUCUGCUAAACUGGCAAGAUUAUGAAGGACGAACUCCCCUCCAUUUUGCAGUUGCCGAUGGGAAUAUAGCUGUUGUUGAUCUGCUGACUUCCUAUGAAAGUUGCAACGUGUCUUCUUAUGAUAAUUUAUUUCGAACUCCGCUUCACUGGGCAGCAUUAUUGGGUCACGCACAGAUUGUCCAUGUUCUUUUAGAAAGAAACAAAGUUGGAACAAUCCUUUCUGAUAGUCAAGGGGCAACACCUUUACAUUAUGCAGCACAAAGCAACUUUUCUGAAACUGUGGAAGCAUUUUUUAAACAUCCUUCUGUGAGAGAUGACUCAGAUCUUGAGGGAAGAACUUCUUUUAUGUGGGCAGCUGGUAAAGGUAGUAAUGACGUCAUCCAGAUAAUGUUAAAACUGAAACUGGUCACCGAUAUCAAUGUGGCAGAUAAAUAUGGUGGCACAGCAUUACAUGCUGCUGCCCUUUCUGGCCAUGUCAGCACUGUGCAAUUGCUUCUAAAACAUUAUGCCCAGGUAGAUUCUGCUGAUGUAAUGAAACAUACUCCUCUUUUCCGAGCUUGUGAAAUGGGACAUAAGGAGGUAAUACAGAUACUCAUUAAAGGAGGAGCAAGAGUUGAUUUAGUUGAUCAAGAUGGCCACUCUCCCUUACACUGGGCAGCUCUAGGAGGAAACCCUGAUGUUUGCCACAUAUUGAUAGAAAAUAAAAUCAAUCCUAAUGUACAGGAUUAUGCAGGAAGAACUCCACUGCAGUGUGCUGCUUAUGGAGGCUAUAUUAAUUGUAUGGUGCUACUAUUGGAAAAUAAUGCAGAUCCAAAUAUCCAAGACAAAGAGGGAAGGACAGCAUUGCACUGGUUGUGUAACAAUGGCUACCUUGAUGCUAUAAAGCUGUUGUUAGGAUUCGGUGCCUUUCCCAAUCACAUGGAAAAUAAUGAAGAAAGAUAUACACCACUUGAUUUUGCCCUGCUGGGAGGUCAUCAUGAAGUAAUUCAGUUCAUGUUGGAACAUGGUGCAUUAUCUAUAGCUGCCAUUCAAGAUAUUGCAGCUGUCAAAAUUCAGGCAGUCUACAAAGGAUACAGAGUUAGAAAAGCUUUUCAAGAUAGGAAAAACCUUCUAAUGAAGCAUGAUCAGUUGAGGAAAGAUGCUGCUGCCAAGAAAAGAGAAGAAGAAAAUAAAAGAAAAGCCUCAGAACAGCAGAAAGAAAUGCAGAAUUGCAAAACUACUAAGAUCCAUAUGCAGCAACAGAAUUUUCCAGAGACGGAAAGAAAUCUUUUGGGAGUUCAUACUUCACAGUGCUUUGUUCCACCUGUUAAAAGGCAUCCAUCUGGCAACAUAUCACAAAAUCAACUAGGAAAAAGCAAGAGAAGCCCUGUAUUAUCAAGCAAAGUGACUAUCAAGAACAAAAGUCAUUCAGUAGAGCUACUUGGUGAAGAUCACAAAAGAAAAAUGGAUGUAUGUGAGGAAAACAGUAAUAGCAAGCCUGCCUAUAUCCUUUCAUAUUCCUGUAAGAAUAAUGACAAACGUAGGCAUCAAGCCGAAAGAAAGCAUCAAACUGUAUCUUCUACUUUAGGCAGGGAUAGCAAGCCUCCUACAACAGCUGAUAUGUUUAUGCACAUCAGCAAUAAAAGGCAUAAUUCAAACACUAAAUCUCCCAACUCUGGGGAAAAAUCAGACCAUCCAAACUGGUCUGUAAGGAAUAAUAUAAACCAUUCUGAAAAAAUAACAGUUUCUAUUCAGGAUGAUAGAAAUAAUAGAAGUAUCAGAAACUUGGGUCAAUGUAAUAUAGCAUUUAAAAAUAACCCACAACAAUUAAAAACAAAAAGUAAAGAAUUAAACAAUAAAAAAUGGUCCUGGGCUAACUUGAGCAGGCCUGGCAAUAUCUCAGUAAGAACAAUGAAAGUUGAAAAGGCUACUUCAAAUGCUACAGUUACACAGAUCAACAAAAUGAAAAAUAGUGACAUCUGUUUGAUGGACAAGAAUGCAAGUAUUACAAUGAUUGCACUCAACAAGAUGGCUAGAGGUGAUGCAAACCUGAACAGAGAAGUUCUAUUAACAUCCAGGAAUUCAGAAGAUCAGCCAGGUUUUGUUCAGAUGCAAGUAAUAGAAAAAGAAAGAGUAAGAAAAGAGCUCUUUCAGAGGAAGUAUAAUGCAGCAAAUGUUAUUCAAAAGGCUUGGAGAAGCUAUCAGCUAAGAGAACAAUUCCAUCAGCAUUUUAGCAUGAAGCAGCAAUGCAAAGAUGAAUGGCAACAAAAAACAGUUGUCUUGUGCAUUAAGGCCAUUUGGAACAAAAAGUUAAACUUUACUGCACUAAAAAUACUUACUUCAGGCAAAAUCCCAAAGGCCAUGAAAAAAAAUAGCUCAGGAAACAACUUGGUACAGAAGUCAACCACUCUGAAGCAGAUAUAUGGGCACUCACAAGAAGGAAAGGUGAAUCACCCAAUGAGAUUGCCUUCUUCAAAACAGCAAUUUUGUGAACUUCAGUUAAUAUCAGCAGGCGGAUUGCAAGAUAUUUGCUUAUCGGAAAAUCCAGGGAAAUAUAAACAUUUUUCGUACAAUAUGAAACCUGCCACAAUAAUGAAAGCAAAACACACCAGAUUCAGCCAUGAAAAUAAGACUACACUAUAGCAUAAGAAAGCCUAUUGAUUAUUUGUGGACAUUU